Closterium sp. Yama58-4 is the source of this 552-nucleotide messenger RNA. NCBI's taxonomy places the organism in Eukaryota, Viridiplantae, Streptophyta, Zygnematophyceae, Desmidiales, Closteriaceae. The record is from the annotation of a GenBank genome assembly.
AUGGCUGCUAGCCUCGCGCUUUCCCUAUCCCACAUUGCUCCUCUUCACUCCCCCCUCUUCCGUCCUCGCCGCCGUCUCCUCGCCACGCAGCCGCUGCUGCGACGCGCCGUGGAUUCCGGCGCGCUACGUGUUCACGUACCAAGGGGGAUGGCAGCAGCAGCAGCAGCAGCAGCAGGGGGAGCGGCGGGACCAGUGGUGGCAGAUGAGAGAGCGGGUGAUGCAGUGGUGGUGUAUAUCACUGUACCCAACAAGGAAACUGGGCAGAAGCUUGCAGCAUCGCUGGUGGGAGCAAAGCUAGCCGCAUGUGUGAACCGAGUCCCUGGGGUGGAGUCAACCUACUGGUGGGAGGGGAAGAUUGAGACUGAUAACGAGGAGCUGCUUAUAGUGAAGACACAGCGUGCCUUGCUGCCGUCCAUUCAAGAGCACCUCAAGGGGAACCAUCCGUACGAUGUGCCUGAGCUCAUAGCGCUCCCUAUUGUGGGUGGCAGCGAAGCGUACCUCAAGUGGUUGCAUGACAACGCACCUGUGCCGCCAACACAGCCGCCUGCUUAG